AUGUAAGGAAUGGUUUAUAUAAAUUCAUUAAAAUUUGAUUAUAUGUAAUUCAACUUUUACUUAUCUAAAUGUAUGCCAGUAAAUGAGAAUGGAAUUACGAUUUUGAAUGGAAACCAAAACCGUAACCCUUAGCUUGAUGAUGUGAUCACAAUCAUGGGGGAGGCUUCAGCAUUGGCAUAAAAUUUGAGAUAACUUAUAACUAGUCCAACCAGAUUCUUUUAGACUGAUCAAAAGUUGUAUAUCAAGUCAGAAGGAAAACAAUGUUUUGGGAUUCUAAAAAUAGGAAGAAAAAACCUAUUCCAUAGAGAUUUAAACGGAGCAAUAAUAGAAAUCUAACCCUUAUGCGUUCUCGACUUUUAUGUGCAUGAAUCAGUACAAAGAAGAGGUAUUGGCAAAGAGCUCUUUGAAGAAAUGCUCAGAUAGGAAAUGUUGAGACCAGAGAAAUUGGCUUACGAUCGACCAUCACCAAAACUAUUGGGAUUUAUCAAGAAAUACUACAAUUUAUCAAGUUACAUCCCUCAAAAUAAUAAUUAUAUCAUUUACUCGCAAUACUUUGAUUUUAUGUACACUAAUGUUGCCUAAUAGCAAUCUGCACAACAAUCAUAUUAACAAUAGUAAACCCCUUAAUUAGUUAACUAGUAUAGAAUUUAAUAGUAAUAAACUCCUUUGAAGAUGGAACAAUUAGAUCAGAUGAUGCAAUAGAUGUCUUUGGAAUCAAAAUAACAAUAUUCAUAAUAUCAGAAGAGCAAAGCAUAGCCUCCUUGGGUGACAGAUUAACAAUAAUAUUAAAACAUGUAUCAAACCACGACUGGGUUGAUGUCAGCUUAAAUUCAAAGAAGAUGA
Molecule: messenger RNA, 843 nt
Organism: Paramecium tetraurelia
Lineage: Eukaryota; Ciliophora; Oligohymenophorea; Peniculida; Parameciidae
Exons: 4
Biological process (GO): alpha-tubulin acetylation
Cellular component (GO): microtubule
Molecular function (GO): tubulin N-acetyltransferase activity
Source: RefSeq, a predicted model, not a curated record